Lodderomyces orthopsilosis Co 90-125 is the source of this 1680-nucleotide messenger RNA. RefSeq lists its product as uncharacterized. The transcript has a single exon. Lineage: Eukaryota; Fungi; Ascomycota; Pichiomycetes; Serinales; Debaryomycetaceae. Bases 1 to 1680 code for a protein of 559 amino acids. Gene Ontology annotation, molecular function: ubiquitin protein ligase activity. Gene Ontology annotation, cellular component: cytoplasm. Gene Ontology annotation, biological process: ubiquitin-dependent protein catabolic process. The record is from RefSeq and is a predicted model, not a curated record.
AUGGAGAGCCAUACUACUACAGCACCAUUUCUGUCAUUAGAGGUACAAGCUAGCUCUACCCAGGGAUCGACAUCACAGGUAGCCGCCAGUACUGCAUCAAAUGAUUCCAACGUAUCUGAUGAUUUCUCUUUCAUUGGAAGCACCCCAUCCACGGUUUUAUUCUUUAUUGCACUAGCUGUGGGUGUUUUUAUAGCAUUGGUGUUUGUGUUUUUCACAAUAAGGUAUUUUAUUCGAUCAAAGUAUGGUAUUGCUGUCUCCCCCUUGGGUAGAAGAAGUCCUUAUACGCCUUCAACAUUUGGUAAUGCUGGAGCUAUCAACAAUCAGGCGUUCAUUCAUGUUUUCACGCCUGAGGAAAUCCAAGAACAACUAAGUUUCAUGCGGGAUCAUAAUCAUACAAGAGCCAAUAUUAUAGAAGAGACUUUGGCAUUCAGAGAAGGCCGUUUUCAGCGAGAAAGAAGAAGACAUAAUAGAAGAAGAAGACGGAGAAGAAGAUUUAGUAAAAUGAAAAAGCUAACUGCUGAUGAAGUUGAGAAAUUGUUUCCUCAAAAGACGUAUUAUGAUUGGUUAAAUGGAGGUAAAGAAAGAGACGUUGAAAAGAGAGAUGGAAUGCUAAAAGAAGAAUCGGACGAACAAGGAGUUGUCGAAGUAGUUAAAGGUACUGAUGACAGUGGGUCGGUAAACACCCUUUAUACUGCACGUGAGCAAGUGGGGAUGGAUUUGGGUAAUGACAUCGAGUUAAAACGCAUGGAUGAAGCUGUAACACGAGUGGAAACAGAUAACGAUAUCACUGAUGAGGAUCCUAAAGUUGGUGGUAGCACAGCAUCGCAAAUCGAAGCUAUUGAACUGACACUGGAAAAGCGAGCUGAAACUGAGACUGAAACUCAUGGUCUACAUUUUGAUUCUGGUUCUUGUGCGAUUUGUUUGGAAAUGCUUGAAGAUGAGGAUGUUGUACGUGGAUUAAUUUGUGGACACGUUUUUCAUGCAAUUUGUCUUGAUCCAUGGUUAACCAAAAGACGUGCUUGUUGUCCAAUGUGCAAACGUGACUACUUGUUUAAAAGGGAUUACCAACAAGAUAACGAGACAACUGAGGGUGCCAAUGGGAAUGAUAAUGGAGGUUCUAAUGAAAGCUCCAACAAUGCUGAUUCAUCAAACGAGAACAACGACAGAGAAGAAGCAGACGACGCCAAUGAUGAAGAUCUUGAAAGUAUCGAUCUUGAGGAGAUUCAACGUGACCCCGCCCUUCAAGCAUUUCUUCAAGACUUGAUACCGAUGUCAGAAAGAGCGAGAUUAGUCUUGAAUGACCCACAAUAUGUUGAUAUAAAUCUCGAAGAGAGAGCUAAGGAAAUGACUAGGAAAAAAUAUGGAAGAUUUUUCAAGAUAAUCAUUUGGAAGUUGUUGGGUAUAAAUAAACUGGAUUUAUUUUACUGGUCGGUUCUUACUAUAGCAAGUGAACACCGACGUACUCUACAAUUGGAGGAGUUGCAACGAUCAGGAAUGACGAAUGUUGGAAAUUCUGAAUCAUCAGGAGACGGAAAUCUCAAUGGUGAUACCGAAGCUGCAAAUGGUGCGACAAAUCAACAUGCUGAACACCCUUCUACGUCAAACCGUGCAUAUGCUGGUCAUACAGAGGUUGACUUUGCUGAUGCGUCUAGAAGAGAAGUAGUGGAUAAUCGAGUUUAA